UUUACGGUGAAUAAAAAUAAUAGAUACUUCUAUUUCAUUUCCAUUUCAGCUUUUGUUUUACAAUAAGGCUACUGAUGAAUAGUAUUUCUCUAAGCUGAAUAAAAAUAUUCGUAAAAAUCAUUGAAUCAAUUUCCCUGUCCGUCUAACAUUCACAAAGACAGAUAUUAUAGGUGUUAACCAUUGGUAUGAAAACACACACGUGUGCAUGUGUGUACAUACACACGAAGCAGCAUUAGUAGUAUAUAUGCGUCCUGUUCAACCUUUAAAUCGAAUACUUUCGAAAUAACUAGGUGACGUUACUACGACUGUUGUCUUUCAUUGUUGUGAGGGGAAUAGUUUUCAAGUGUGAAAUGACUUUCUUUAUUUGAUUUCAGUGAAUUAGUUAACAGUAUGGCUGGAUAAUGUUGGAGUGAAUAUUUAAUGUUUACAAGAAAUAAUAUUUCUAUUCGAAUGAACAAUAAACUGUUGAAAAUGUUCCUACAGUUAAUUAUUAAAUGAUUUAUCUAAGUGAAUAUUUGCCAAGAUUGCUAAAUCAUCACAAAAUACAUUAAUGCAUUAUAUUCCUUACAAAUGGAUAAAAUAAAUUCUUGUACUAGGCAUAUAAAUUUAAGAAAUCUUCUUUUCUCAAUAUUAUACUUGUCAAUAGCCGCACUGAAUUUUUUAGAUAGCUUUUAUAUAACGUGUGAAAACCCGAUACAACUUAUUAACUAUGAUACACUUCCUCAUGAAACAAAUGAAAAUAACACUUUUCACCGGAAGCAGAAAAUCAUCCUAACCAAUAACUUUCAGUGUGAAAACAUACUUAUCACCUAUUGUACAGAGAUAUUUGGCAGUCUAAUCAACUUUGUUGCAGCUAGUCUAUAUUUUACUACAAAUCUGCAUAGAUUAUUAAUAUUUAGUAAUUCAAAGCAGCAGCAGCAGCAGAAGAAGAAGCUGAAAUCAUGUCCAUUUCCAAGCCGUUAUCUAUCUACUGAUGAUCGAAUCUCUUCACACGCAUACUUUGAAUUUUCAAGUCUACUGGCUGUUGUAGCUGGCAUCUCUGGUUGUCUAAUGAUAAUGACAACAACAGGUUUGAGAACUUAUAAAGUGUUCAUUUCUGAUACAAGUAAAAGUUUUCCAUUUGUUUCCAACUCGAAUGCUACUCAAUGGUAUGUGGAUUCAACAAUGGAGAAACUCAAGCAUACAAGCCGAAUACUUUUGAUUUUUGGAUUAUUUGUGAUAAAUAUUUAUGGAUUGUGUUUGUCUAGUGGAUAUCCAUGCAAAUGGAAUAAACUACAGUCUGAUGAGCAGCUUGUUGAGAAGAAUAGUUUCACAGAUUCAUUGGUCAAUAGAAGGAAAGAUCUACUAUUUUGUUCUCAUUUGACCCGUUUGAUCUCAUUAUUGUCUUCUAUAUUAAUAAUUUCUGGUGGUCUAACUAUACUUGGAAGUGUUUUGGAAUCUGUUCAGUUAUCCUACUUAUUUUCAAAUCUUUCUACUCCGGUAAGAUUAAAAGUAAGAGAGAUAUUUUGUUUCUUCAAUGGUAGUUCAAAUAUUAUCACUGGUUUAUUGUCUAUUAUUACCCUACAAUGUUGUUCAAUUCCCCUAGAUAGUGUAUUCAGAAGAGAACACUCUGUGUCGAAACUAAAUAAUUUCAUUAGUGCUAAACAUCGUUUACAUUGUCCAACACAUUUAAUUGCACUUAUUUCAUGUUAUAUAUCUAUACCAGUACAGAUCAGUUGUUUUUUAAUUACUAAACUCGAUACUUUUGUAUUAAAAGUUAACAAAUCUAAUCAUCAAUUGAAUAUUAAAAUAGAAAAUUCACUAAAACUAUUUCAUCAGGGAUUUGCUUUAAAUUGUUUUUCCGGUUUAAUUUCACUUCCUUUACUGUUUUUAUUAUUGGCUUGCAUAUUAAUAGACUUAUAUGUACGUAACAAGCUUACAUUCCUGUCAUAUAUUACAUCUAAAAAUAUUUUACAAAUUGACAAUCAUAACUGCGAUUCGAGGAAGUGUUUGGAAAAUGAUAAACUGCAAUAUUUCUCACCUAAUAAAGACAAUAAUAAUAAUAAUCAGAAUUGUCAAACAAGAGUAUCUUGUACACAUUAUUUACAUUUACCGCUUCAACGAAAUUUAAGACCAUAUAGUGAAAAUGAUACAAUAAAACUUAGAAAUUGUACAAAUAGUGGAUUAAAUCAAAAAUUAUUAUUAGUAUCACCAUCAUCACCGUUAUGUUCUUAUCCUGAAGAUCCAUAUUGUACAAGAUCAUCAGUUAUGCCGAAUUUCGAUAACAAUGAAAAUAUAUGUAUGCCUUAUAGAACUUCAUGCAUCCAACCAUCAAACAGUUUAAAUCCAGCUUAUCUUGAACUUGAUUCAAUUCGUCAAGACAAUUCAACAAUUAAAGCAAUAAAAAGCAAUGAAAUAAAUUUGAAUCCAAAUUAUUUAAGUCAAGUUGUCUAUCGUUGUUCACCAGAUACUCCUCACUUAAUAUAUCAUUCAUUCAAUGAACAACAACAGUUUGCACAUAGAUAUCCCACUGAAGCAUGUGAAUACAUGAGUUGUGAUUUACAACAACAACAACAGCAACCCUUGGUUACAUUAAUUCAUCCUGAGGUUAACAAAGAAAUUCAUAAUUUUAGUAAUUUAACAACCAGUGAAUUACUAAAACUGUUUACUGAUACAACGGGUGAGGAUUUCAUUACAUCAGUUUAAACAAAAUACGUUACCGUCUUGUAAAUUCACUAAAAUAUUCAACGUAUAAGCCAGAAUUCGGCUUUUAUCCAUUUAUUGCAUGCCAACUGUAUAAUAAUAGGGAAAAUCUGUCAUUCAUUUCUACAUAUAUUUGCUGUGCUUUUUGUUACUUUGCGAAUAAAGAAUGUUUUCCCUCUAAACGACUUUUGAUUUUAAAUCUGAUAGAUUAUAUUAAAUUAAAAGGUUACAGAGACUGACUGACUUCGAAGUGAAGAGAUUUCGGCAAGCAUAAAUAUUUAUAGGCAUAAAAAGAACGUAAACACCACAGCCAUCAGUAGAAUGUGGAAACAACUUUUGGACAGUGACUAUUAGUGGAGUGGAGUAAAUUAGUUACACUCUACCAAGAGUUCAUCAGCUUGAUUAACUGGUAAUCUAGUAACUGGUAGUGUAACGACAGAAAAAAAACAGUAUUUGGCGGCAAAUUGAUGAACGGUUAUGGUGGAAUGCGAAAACCUUCCACUGAAAUCUUCAUCUGCUUUGUAUUUUGCUUCUUUUAUCCUCCCCUUUCAUGCUUUCUGUACUGCUUUCAUUUCUCCUGAUCGCAGCUUAAUACGUCGCUCCACUAUUCAAUAUUCCUGCUCACAA
Trichobilharzia regenti is the source of this 3309-nucleotide messenger RNA. Lineage: Eukaryota; Metazoa; Platyhelminthes; Trematoda; Strigeidida; Schistosomatidae. The record is from the annotation of a GenBank genome assembly.